This is a messenger RNA of Schistosoma spindalis, 1076 nucleotides long. The record is from the annotation of a GenBank genome assembly. Lineage: Eukaryota; Metazoa; Platyhelminthes; Trematoda; Strigeidida; Schistosomatidae.
GCAGUUUUAAAAUGUCUCAUUUAGAAAAUACACAUAAAACACCAAUGGAAAAUAUCAUUAAAGAAGCUGAUAAAUUAGUUGCACAAGGUCAAUUUCAUAAAGUUUAUCAUUAUCUCAAAGCUUCAUUGAAAAAUUACGAUGAUGUUGAAUUAUUAUGGAGAUUUGCUCAAGCAUGUUAUCUUUGUGGUAAUGUUCUUGCUUUAUGUUAUCAUGAUGAGAAAUUUUGUUAAUAAUAUUAAUUAUUAUUCUUGUUAUUAGUUUAUUAUGUUACAAAUAAACCAUGUAAAGCAUUCUGUGAAACAUAUUUCUCAGAGGGGAUGAAUGCAGCUAAAAAGGCUAUGGAGAAAAAUCCUAAUCAUGCUAAUUCCUUAACGUGGUAUGGUAUCUUGUGGGAUGAACACAGUAAUUUGAAAGGUUUCUCAGAAAGAUUCAAGAAUGUCUCACAGUUAUAUGACAUAUGGAUUAAAUCACAAAAACUUGAUCCGAAUAACUUUUUAACUGAGGGUAGUUUGGGAGUAUGGUAUUUUAUUAUGACAGAUGUAUACAGUACAAAACCAGAACUUUUUAAAGGUACAAAGUAUACUGGGAAGGAAUUCUCUUAUGAAUUGGCAUUAAAACAUAUGCUGAAAUGUGAAGAAUUGGCUCCUAUGAGAUCUGUAAUAACGUUGGCAUAUUUGGCUAAAUGUUAUGCACGACUAGGACAAAAAGACAAAGCGAAAGAUUGUGGUCUUAAAGUACUUAAUUAUCCUGCACAUCAUGUCGAAGCCGAUGAGGCUAGGAAAGAAGUUGAGGAAUUAAUGCAAACGCUUAAAUGAUUACAUUGAUAAUGAUAGUAACUACUGUACUAUAAUGAAGAAGGGAUUAUAUCCCAUCAUAUUAAAAUUAAUGAAGCGACUACUAGUACUGACGUAUUAUUGUGUUUCAUGUAUAUGAACACUCUACAAAUAUAUGUGAUGUGUAUGAUGAACCUUGUUAUUUAAGUUCUGUAUGUUCAAUUGAAUUGUUAACUGUCUAUCGGAGUGGCAGUAAACAGCCGUAUUUGAUCAUUUUCAUUCACAAAUUUAAAAGAUUGAACU